Acanthoscelides obtectus is the source of this 2023-nucleotide messenger RNA. NCBI's taxonomy places the organism in Eukaryota, Metazoa, Arthropoda, Insecta, Coleoptera, Chrysomelidae. The record is from the annotation of a GenBank genome assembly.
GGCGACUUUCCCAUACAUAUAAUCUACCAAGAAUGUACAUUUAUGUUGAAUUUAAUAUUGUGAUAUUCACACAGCAGUUGUCCUCGAGGCCGGUAUUCUAAACGUAGAUUAGAGAGCUUUGUUAACUAAGUGUCAAGCAUUCAAAAUAUUUGAUUUGAACGUUAUGGAAUUUAUUCAACAAUUCAUAUGAUAGCCUUUCACGAUCACUAAAUGUGAUAGUAUUGCAUUAUUGAAUUUUCCAGAAAUAAAACAUCAGUACUGUAGGUUGCCAGGAAAGUGUAUGAAAUGAAUUUCCAAACACUAAGAAAUUCCUUUACAUUUUUGUAGAAUGAAUGGACAAGGUUUGGAAGAAAGCUCUGACAUCUAUAGAUCGUUUGGGUUUUUCUGGUGGUUACAGACAUGUACCCUUCACAAAAGAACACAGCUCUAUCAGUUGAAGACAUCAUCAGUCAAGUUUCGCCAAUAUAAAUAUCUACCGCAAGCAAAUGAUUGGUUUCCUGAAAACCUGCGUUUAGAGUAUUACAUCACAGAGAUGUAUGCAAAGAGUUGCAAUCGACUCCAACUGCCAGGAAGUUAUAUGGAAUAGAUCAUUGCCACUCUAGGAGUAAUUCUAGAGUACACCUAAAGUAUGGUACCUCAGUAACAGCCAAAUCAUCAUCAUCUCUUGGCACCAUUGGUCAAAUGAACAUAUGUGGGGUAUGAUGGGAAGAAGAGAGACCUCUUUACCUUAUCCUCUACCAAAAUUAGCAGCACUUCGCAUUGAGUUUGGUAUGACGUAGCUCAUCAGAAGCACGCUACGAUAACUGUACGAGAAUGUAUGUGGCACUAGCUUAGUUCAAGACAUUAUUAGCGGUUUCUAGCGAUACAGUUAAUUUUUUUACCUAAAGAUUUUGUCAUGUUUUCCUACAAAAUUGAAAAAUGUUUAGUCAAUGACAUGGUAUCGUGUAUGAUCUAGUUAUCACAUUUACUAAACGUUUUUCCAGGAAAGUCAUUUUCUGUUUUGGGGAACAUGAAGUUGUUAAUGUUUUGACAGUCUAUGCCAUUAAAUAGGGAGAUUAUGUAUACGGAAAUUUACGUUUUUUGGAAAUUUUAUUGGUUCUUAAAAGUAUAAAAAAUUAGUCCUGACGCUACAUAUGUACGUGGUCCUCUUAAUCGGCAUACAUUAUUUCCGCGUGAAAAUAACUGCAUAAUCAUUACCCAUCAUCAAGAAUACUACCACGUAAAAGCAUGGAAAAUUAAUAUUUUUUUAUAAUUUGUGAUUUUUUUUUUUCAUUAUGAAGAUCAAGUCACUCCCAUCAGUCUGUCUAUUGGCGAUUUUGUCACCGAGUAAUUUCACCGAUUCUAAUGAAAGAGGAGAUGUAGUAGAUAAUACUAGUUUAUUGCAUCACUCCCUUUCCAUUAAAAUCGUUGCAACGAUUGCUGAUUCUUCCCAGUGACAAAAUGGCCAAUAAACAGACUGGUAGAAGUGAGCGACUUCCAUUUACAUCAUGAAAUAUCCGAAAAUAUUAGAUGUAUACUGACACGUACGCAACGUGCGUACAGCGCUGAGUCGCCGCGCGACAAUUUCGUAUACAUUUUUGACUUUCGCUCCAUACACUUGAAGAAUUAUUUUAUUUUCUACAUAAAAGAAUAAGAAUCUUGUUAGUUUAGCCAUUUUAAGCGAAAAUAUCAUUACAUUUAACUUUACCCCUAAUUUUCUCAUAACAUAUUUACUGUUUUAUAAAAGAAAAGUGAUGAAUUCAAUUCCCUACAAACGCGUUUCUUUAAAUGUCAGAAAAUGCUCCAGCGCUAUCAUGACGCCAAUUUGAAUUUAUCAUUAUUGCCAACAAAUUGUAGGAAAAAAAUUUAUAUGUCCUAGCCUACACCUCACUUUCUAAAACCCACAAAAAAUUAUUUGGCAUCCAUACAUUUACGUUAGAACAAAAAAUUACAUCAUUGCACCAUGCAAUUGCAUGCAUUUUUAUUUGUUUGUUGCAGAUUUAUUUAGCAUUAAUGCUACAAUAUUAAUUUUGUAUAAUUAUCC